CUGAAAAAGGAAAGAAACAAUGAUUUAGGGGUCUUUCUCUGAAGUUUCUCUUAAGUGGUAACGUUGCAGAGGCUGGUGUGGCUGACAGCAAAACUGUCGAAGGAAUGUACUGCGAGUGUAUGGGAAGGAGCAUCAAUCAUCUGCAGCGUCCCCCCUUUGCUGUGCCACAGCAUGGUUGAACAUUGAGUGCUGCUGAACAUCCCCGUGGCUGUGGAGCGGGCAUUGCCCCCCGCCAGGCUGCCAGGGUAGUUGCUGCACAGGCUCUAAGAGGGACAGCCUAGCUCUGUCAUGUACAAGAAUGUAUUUAAUGAUUUUUUAGUGUAUAUAAAACCACAUGUAUACUAUGCAAUGACCAGCUCUACUGUUCUCCAGGGCAAUGAACUAUCAAGGUUGGCUGUUGCUUGGGUUCCUGUGUUGAGGCUGGUACAGAAAUUGUGUGGUUUAAUGCUGCUUUGUUUCUCCACAUCAGGAUUUUGGUGAGCCGCUAUCAUUUGAUGGUCAUCAAGAUGUGAACUCCCAGAUAGGCAGCAGAGUGGUAGUAAUAAAAAUCUGUUUCUGGGUCCAGAACUGGUUUGUAGGGUUCCGUCUCGUCCUAAGCCCAGCUUUGGUUGUUAACUAAGGUGCCCUCUGGGUGAAACAGCUUUCAGUAAAAGAGCACACAGAGCUUUUAUCCUAGGAAAAUGCUGUGUAACUCUUGAUAACGUAUUCUGUGGGGAGAGGGUGUCCUUCCAUGCCUCUAUGCAGCAGCGCGUUACUAUACACUGGUGGGGUGAUUAGUGGCCUGUUGCUGCUGGAAAAGAACAAAGACAUUCCUAUAGUGGAAUGGGGGACAGGAAGGGUGAGGGUUUGGCUGUGGCCUGAAUUCAAACACCAGUCACAUUUUGGAUUUUGCUGACACUAGUAAUAUUAUGCCUUAAUUUAGAAAGCAAAACUUAAAAAAAAAAAACGACCAAUGAGAAAAGCCCAUCCAGUCUAGGGAUUCACUCUUGACAGUUAAACUAGGGCUUCACUUGGCCCCAGCAGUACAGCAGUGCUAGACCUUAGCAACAGGAACUAUUCUGGACCAACAGCAAUGGCAAAUGGUGGAGAACCGUGCUCUUCCUCACGUGGCAGAGGCAGGCCAGAAAGGAAAGCCACAUGGCGUUGCAGUUAAAUGCACUGUUUAUGCCCCAUGGCUCAUGGCAUCUGGGGAACCUCUCAGAGCAGGUCAAAGAGAAGAACAAAGACCUGCAAUCCAUCUACACAAAAAUGGCACACAACUGUCUAAGUCAUGAUGGUCGCACACUUGCAUCGGAGCACUGGUUCCUGAGGGGCAGGCCUACGUAUGAUGUCAUAAGCCACUGGCAUCAGUAGAACCACUGCCACCAGGGCUCCAGGCACAGGUCUGCUGCUUGCGCUGGCCCCAGGUGGAGUGGUGGCAGGGCAAUGCUACUGAGAAGCACGUCCAGCCUCACCAAAUGAAGUCACAGCUGUUCAGGAAAGGUCUGCAAGAACGGCAGCAGCGUGUGCGAGCUGUUUGAAGCCUACAAGGAACAGCCACAUACCUGUGACCAGCCUCCAGGCCAUGAAGGGAAAUAAAGCAGUAGUCGUAGACAUUGGCACAGGUUACUUCAAGUGUGGCUUUGGAGGGGACCCGUGUCCUUCCCACAUUGUUUCAUCUACAGUUGGUAAGCCCAUGGCUGAGGCUGGGCGCAAUCAAAAAGAAACCUUUAUUGGAAGAGACCUUCAGAACAGCAGCGUACCCUUAACACUCAUCAGCCCAAUAAGACAUGGCGUAGUCGUGGACUGGAACUGUGUCCAAGAUACUUUGGAGUUUAUUUUCCAGAGGGAGAUGAAGAUUCAGCCAGAGGACCAUGCUGUUCUGGUGUCAGUGCCUCCCCUGUGUACCACUGCUGACAAGGAGAGAUAUGCUGAGAUGAUGUUUGAAGGACUUCAUGUGCCUGCCAUCCACACUGCCUACCAGUCCUGUUUAUCCAUGUACUCUUAUGGAAAAACCUCAGCUCUCGUGGUGGAAAGUGGCCAUGGUGCUUCACAUGUUGUUCCUGUCUAUGAAGGUUAUGUUAUACGUAGCAUCACCAGGAAAGUAGAUUAUGCUGGCUUGGACAUCACACGUUACCUCAUGAAGUUACUAAAUGAGUCUGGAAACGUGUUCACAGAACACCAGCUAAACAUCAUACAAGAUCUCAAAGAGAAGUGUUGUUACACUUCUCUGAACCUUAGAAAGGACUUGAGUUUGCCCGUUCAAAGCCAGCAAAUGAAUUAUGAGCUGCCGGAUCGACACCUUGUCACUGUAGGCAAGGAGAGAUUCCUUUGUGCUGAAGCGCUCUUCAAACCAGCCUUACUUGGCUCACAGCAGCCAGGGCUUUUGCAGCUGACACUUGCCUGCCUCCAGAAAUGUGAUGGUGACAUCAACAAAAAAAUGCUGAGGAAUAUCCUGCUGUGUGGGGGCAGUACUCUGAUGGAGGGCUUUGCUGACCGCUUCCAGAUGGAACUGGCCAGGAUGUGCCCCAGUGACAACCUCAUCAUAGCUGCGUCCCCUCAAAGAAAGUCUUCUGUGUGGAUUGGUGGGUCUAUUCUGGCCUCACUCCACUCUUUCCAGGAGCUCUGGGUUUACAGCAGUGAAUAUGAAGAACAUGGUCCCUCCUGCAUUUUUAAGAAGUGCUUCUGAGGAUGACAUGGUGUUCCUUAGAAUGACCAGUGUUGACAAAGGGUACCUGAAUCAAUUCAAGAGCACACGCCUUCUCCCCCAUGCUGUAACUCAGAUUUCUGCUGGAGCUGUUACUUUUGUGAUAUUGUGUGCCUGAAAUAGUUCUUUUCUUUUGUAUUUUGUAUUUAAUAAAGCUAGACAGCAGACAGCUGACAAACUUCUACUCUAAUGAGAAAAGCAGGCUUCCACACAGCCACAUUUGCUCAGAAAUUGGGACAUUCCUUAAGUUAACUCCCUAUUUCUGUAUUAAUGGCUUACUUCAGUUCCUGAUAACUGCAUGUUUGUACGAGCCUCCACAGAACUCUGAAGAGGAAAUUCAACACGUCUGUAAAGACAGCAGCUAAGGCAGAAUAUAUUUCAAGAUGACAUCCACCACUAAGAAAGCAGAAGAACAUCCUAGUAGAAAUCAAGGGAAAGCAGAGUCCUGGCGGCUGCUGAAAAGAAGCCAAGGUUCAGCACCUGCAGAAGGAGGAAGCAGGAGGCAGGACAUUCCCCCUUGACGCUGGGGACACCAGGUGCUGCUUCCAGCUCUACUGCUCCUUAGUCAAAGUUCACUCAGGAGGGAGAGGGGUAGGGGAAGACAAUGGAGUUCAGUGAUGAAUUUACCAUAUGAAUGAUUUAGAAAACUGGCCUUCCACUGGGGUGGCAGACUUAAAAGUGGUUUUGCCCUGAGAAAGAACAGGAAAACAUGCCUAAGACCAGAGGUCUUCAGCUUUGAAAAGAGAAGAACCCAUAUACAUAAAGGAACUGUUGUGUUUAGGCACAAGCAUGAAUCCUCAGUAAGCCACCAGUAGUUCUACCCUUUCUUGGAUUUUUUAAAGAGGGAAUCUCUUUCUAGGCUAUAGAUUAGGCUGCACAAGGCAUCAGCAUUUCCUGGCAUCAGAUUUAGGAAUGUCAGGAAUUAGUGGUGCCAGUGUUGCAUUCCAGUUGCAGGGCCAGAGCCCUCCAUACCCUGGAGAGGAUUAGACUCCCUCAUGACCCCUUUCUCCAGAUACGAGAGAUGGCUUCUGUAUUUCACCUUGGACUAUGUUCUGCUACCAUUUGGAAGACCCAGAUCCAGUAAAACACUCCUACCCUGUGCAGCCUUUCAUGUGUUUUGCCAUCUCGAGACCCUACUCUUGGAGAAUCUCUUUCCAGGAUAGUCACAGCACUUUACAACAGGCUUAAGCCAUCCCCACGCCACCCAGAAUGGGCCAUGUAAUUCAGAACAGCUGGAAAUAAGACCACUCCAAUGCUUCAUGCAACACUGGUAAAGGAUUGUUUCACCCCACUUCACUCCAACAACCCCAAGCCUGCACAGCACAUACAGUGCAAGCCCACCAGGCCAUCCCAGUACCAUGGAGUUUUUGCACGACAAAAACGACGAUCCGCAGCACUAGACACAUGCUAAUGCUGUGCAGUGAGAGCACAAGCCCACUGCUGUGUCAUUAGAGACCUCCAACAGACAGGAAGUGCCUUGUUUGUGCUGGCAUUUUUCCACAGCACCUAACUGAAAUGGCUUGCAUUGGACACAGCAGCUGCCAGGCCAAAAUUAACGGAGGGAGAAAGGGGCUGCAACCACUGAAAAGGGUUUCCAGCCUCGCCUCCAGAGCUUGUCCCCUCCCUCUGCUCCCAAGUCUGCCACUGUUACUUCUUGAGUCAGACUGCAGAAGUAUUCUGGGGUAAAACCUAAUUCUCAAGUAUGAGAUUUGAUCAGUUUCCAGCUGAAACAGUUCUGCAAUAGCACACAGCACAAUCAGGGUACAGCUCCUGAUCUGCCAGUGUUAUACGGCAGCAUUAGGUGAUCUUUAAACUGAGAUUAGUGUAGUAUUACUCAGCAGUGUGUGACACUGACACCCCCCAC
Molecule: messenger RNA, 4550 nt
Organism: Chroicocephalus ridibundus (black-headed gull)
Lineage: Eukaryota; Metazoa; Chordata; Aves; Charadriiformes; Laridae
Gene: ACTL7B
Product: actin like 7B
Exons: 1
Coding region: 1565-2668 (367 amino acids)
Cellular component (GO): nucleus; cytoplasm
Source: RefSeq, a predicted model, not a curated record